Molecule: messenger RNA, 2346 nt
Organism: Neltuma alba
Lineage: Eukaryota; Viridiplantae; Streptophyta; Magnoliopsida; Fabales; Fabaceae
Product: probable L-type lectin-domain containing receptor kinase VII.2
Exons: 1
Coding region: 67-2163 (698 amino acids)
Biological process (GO): protein phosphorylation
Molecular function (GO): carbohydrate binding; ATP binding; protein kinase activity
Source: RefSeq, a predicted model, not a curated record
UGAAAUUGACUUGAAUGUUCACUGAGUCAUCAUCUUCCUUCCCUUCUCUCCAAGUUCUUGCUUUUCAUGGAAAAGCAUUUCAAAAUGACCUCACUUGCUCUUCUCUCUCUUAUCACCCUUCUUCACUCGAAAACUACAUGGAGCUCUGUGUCUGCAACUGAAUUUGUCUACAACACAGACUUCAAAUCUUCUAACAUUUUCCUAUGUGGAAACUCUUCUAUUCAGUCAUCUAUUCUGGUUCUUAGUAAUCGUAGUUUCUUCUCCAUAAGCCGAGCUUUUUACCCUUACAAAAUACCCACUAAAGCAGCUAACUCUUCUACUCCUCUUCCCUUUGCAACUUCCUUCAUUUUCUCUAUUGCUCCCAUUAAACAUUUUCUCACUGGUCAUGGCUUUGCUUUCAUAUUCUCACCUACUAGGGGCUUAAACGGCACGACCUCAUCUCAGUACAUUGGCUUUUUGAACUUCACUAAUGAAGGUAAUCCUCAAAACCAUGCUUUUGGAGUUGAGUUUGAUGUCAGGAAAAAUGUAGAAUUCAAUGACAUAAACGACAAUCAUGUUGGCAUAGACAUAAACUCUCUUACUUCCUUUACUUCACAUGAUGCGGGUUACUGGGGUGGGGAAAAUGAUAAGGAAUUCAAGAGGUUGAAGUUAAACAAUGGAGUAAAUUACCAGGUCUGGAUUGAGUUUGUAGAUUCACAGUUUAAUGUCACAAUGGCUCAAGCAGGAAGAAAAAGACCCAAAAAACCUCUGAUUAGCAAAAAAAUCAAUCUUUCAGAGGUUUUUCUAGAUCAAAUGUAUGUUGGGUUUUGUGCAUCGACGGGUCUACUGAUGGAUACUACAAGAAUCAUGGGUUGGAGUUAUAGUAAUUCAAAUUUUUCAAUAGGUGAUGCUUUGAUCACAACCGAUCUGCCUUCAUUUGUGCAUCAGAAAGGGUUUUUUUCUGGAUCAAGAGCUCCUUUCAUAGGCUUAGUUGUUGUCUGCAUGAUACUCAUAGGCUGUGUGUCUCUGGGAUGCUUCAUUUUAUGGAGAGGGAUUGGCAAAUCAGAGGAGGAAGAUUUAGAAGAAUGGGAGUUAGAGUAUUGGCCCCAUAGGAUUACUUACCAAGAGAUUAUUGCAGCAACAAGUGGGUUCUCAGAAGAGAAGGUGAUAGGAAUAGGAGGGAAUGGAAAAGUAUAUAAAGGGGUCUUGCAGGGAGUAGAAGUUGCAGUCAAGAGAAUCUCUCAUGAAACAGAAUCAGGAAUAAGAGAGUUCUUGGCUGAAAUUUCAAGCUUGGGAAGACUGAAACACAGAAAUCUGGUGAACUUCAGAGGUUGGUGCAAAAGAGAAAAGGGAAGUUUCAUAAUAGUCUAUGACUACAUGGAGAAUGGUAGUUUAGAUAAAUGGAUCUUUGAAAGUGAGGAAGGUAGAAAGUUGCUGACUUGGGAAGAGAGGAUUCAAGUUCUAAAGAAUGUAGCUUCUGGGAUUCUAUACCUGCAUGAGGGUUGGGAAGUUAAGGUCUUGCAUAGAGACAUCAAAUCCAGCAAUGUUCUACUUGACAAAGAUAUGAAUGCAAGACUGGGAGAUUUCGGAUUGGCUCGCAUGCAUGAUCAUCAUGGGAAGAUAGCAACCACAACAAAAGUGAUUGGAACUAUAGGGUACAUAGCCCCAGAAGUGGUCAAGUCAGGAAGAGCAUCAACACAAACUGAUGUUUUUGGUUUUGGAAUAUUAGUCUUAGAGGUGGUUUGUGGCAGAAGACCAAUUGAAGAAGGUAAGCCGGGGUUGCCUGAGUGGUUAAUGUCCCUAAUGGAGAUUGAUGAGUUACACUGUGCUCUUGAUGAGAGGUUAAAGUCCAAAGGAGGAUGUGACAUUGAGGAGGUGGAAAGAAUGCUUCGUUUGGGUUUGCUUUGUGCAAAUUCUGAUCCCAAUGUUAGGCCUACAAUGAGGCAAGUGGUUAAUAUGCUGGAAGGAGAAUUUGAAGGCAAUGAGACAGAACAGAACAGUAAGGGAGAGAAUUUGCUUGAGAAAAUAAAAUCAGCAGCAAUGUGGUCUGAAACUGCUCUCGCUUUUUGUAACACAAGACACCCAAGAUUUGAGGACUUGAUGUUCAGUUCUUAUUCUAAAACUUCUGGAAGUAACUCAUGUGCCAUCCCUGACUCAGAGAUCAUCCUAGAAGAAGGGAGGUAGUUGUUCGGUUAUGACAGCUUUUGGUUUAUUCAUUUUUCUUUUUGUAGAAAGUAUUCUUAGAUUAGAUAGAUUUGGUUUGCUAAAAUUGAUAAGCAUAUAGGACAAAAAAAUCUCAACCGCGCAGUUUUGUCAUUCUAUAUAUCUGCGUUUAAUCCAUGCUCCAUAUAUAUAUUUGGGAGCGCC